Hypomesus transpacificus is the source of this 1434-nucleotide messenger RNA. RefSeq names its product solute carrier family 25 member 17 (gene slc25a17). Gene Ontology annotation, molecular function: AMP transmembrane transporter activity; ATP transmembrane transporter activity; FAD transmembrane transporter activity. Gene Ontology annotation, cellular component: peroxisomal membrane. The coding region runs from base 161 to 1111 and encodes 316 amino acids. NCBI's taxonomy places the organism in Eukaryota, Metazoa, Chordata, Actinopteri, Osmeriformes, Osmeridae. Gene Ontology annotation, biological process: transmembrane transport. The transcript is spliced from 9 exons. The record is from RefSeq and is a predicted model, not a curated record.
GGAAUCCAUACAGAAGAGGAGGCGCUCUACUAAUUGUAAGGAAACGGCGGCGAUUCAUUUGACAAUGUUUCCUCAGAGAUAGAUAUAUUUAAACUCAGCUAGCCGUUUGUAGUAUUUAUUAAUAACGAAAUAGCAUACACCAGUUGGAACGAAUACAAAAAUGAGUUCUGAAAACUUUAUAUUCGCUGAAGUUGUCUCAUACGAAAGCUUGGUGCACGCAGUGGCUGGAGCUGUGGGGAGCGUGACAGCAAUGACGGUGUUUUUCCCUCUUGACACGGCAAGAUUACGACUACAAGUGGAUGACAAGAGGAAGGCGAAGUCCACACCAGCCAUCCUGGCAGAGAUAAUGAAGGAGGAGGGACUACUUGCUCCCUACCGAGGCUGGAUCCCAGUGAUCUGUAGCCUGUGCUGCUCCAACUUUGUCUACUUCUACUGCUUCCACAGCCUGAAGGCCAGCUGGCUGAGGGGGCAGAAGGCCAGCCCUGGACGGGACCUGCUCAUAGGUGUAGCUGCAGGUGUGCUGAAUGUGCUGGUGACUACUCCUCUGUGGGUGGUCAACACCAGACUGAAGCUGCAGGGGGCUCAGUUCCGGAAUGCUGACAUCCGUCCCACUAACUACGCUGGCAUCAUGGAUGCUUUCUCCCAGAUCAUGCAUGAGGAGGGCGUGGGGGCGCUGUGGAACGGGACGUUCCCCUCCCUGCUGCUGGUGCUCAACCCCGCAAUCCAGUUCAUGAUCUACGAGGGCCUGAAGAGGCAGCUGAGGAGGGGGCCACUCCAAGAGCUGUCCUCUGUCCAGGUCUUCCUGAUCGGAGCUCUAGCCAAGGCAGUGGCCACCACUGUAACAUACCCACUACAGACUGUCCAGUCCAUCCUCAGGUUUGGUCUGAAACAGCCCACAGCCCAACCUCACCUUCUGAGCAGCCUAACCACGGUCAAGUGUCUGUUGCUGAACCGAGUGAGGAAGUUUGGGCUGCAGGGCUUGUUUAAAGGUCUGGAGGCCAAGCUGCUGCAGACCGUCCUCACGGCUGCUCUCAUGUUCCUGCUGUACGAGAAGAUCACCAGCAGCACUUUCAGGGUGAUGGGGCUGAAGAAGCCCAUGUCCAGACGCUGACCUGGGGCAGCCUGCGGUGUUACGCCUGCUGUGUUACGCCAGCUGUGUUACGCCAGCUGUGUUACGCCAGCUGUGUCUACAAUCAGGAUGUUUUUAUGUUGCUGUAUUUAUUAUUUCUACUGUUCUGAUUUGUUUCCUCCCCUUUGAAGGUUUUGGUCCUAUGUCAUUGCAAAUACUGUUUCUGUACACUAAAUCAACUCAUCUAUGUGGUGCACUUGAUCAAAUCACCAGGAAUGAUUGAUCAUGAGUAAGAGGAAUGUAUCUAAUCUAAGGCUGUGAAAUGAUUAAACAUUUUAAUCAAAUUAAUCACAGGUUUCUGUGGA